Molecule: messenger RNA, 1356 nt
Organism: Nerophis lumbriciformis (worm pipefish)
Lineage: Eukaryota; Metazoa; Chordata; Actinopteri; Syngnathiformes; Syngnathidae
Source: RefSeq, a predicted model, not a curated record
AUGGGGAUGGAGAUGCAAGUGCCAUGGAGUGAGCACGGCUGGCGGCGGGUGGCGGUCUACGGACUUGGCCUGUCGGGUCGGGCGGCGGCCGCUCUGCUGCGCUCGCGCGGGGUCGAGGUGGUGGCUUUCGAUGCCCGCCCGGCCAGCGCGCUGGACCUCGGCCCACUGGCUGGGGACCCGGGUCUCGAACUGCGCCUCGGCGCCGAGCCCGAUCACCUGCCCGAAGGACUGGAUGGCGUAGUGACCAGCCCGGGCGUGCCUUUCGACCGGCCGAUUCUCGAGUUGGCUCGGCGUCAGGGAUUGCCGGUGGUGGCCGAGGUCGAGCUGGCCUUUGCGCUGCUCGAUGGCGAGGUGGUGGCGAUCACCGGCUCGAACGGCAAGAGCACCACCACCGCGCUGGUCGGUGAGCUGCUGCGCCGCGCCGGACGACAGGUCGAGGUCUGCGGCAACAUCGGGCGGCCGUUGGCGGCGGCGGUCGACGGACCCGCCGGCCGGGUGUUCGUGGUCGAGCUGUCGAGCUUCCAGCUCGAGACCGUCGACCAGCUCCGACCGCAGGCUGCGGCGCUGUUGAAUCUGUCGGCCGAUCACCUCGAUCGCCACGGGCUUGGCGAUGUGGCCGUGCUCGGCGGCGACGAUCCGCAGAUCGCGGCCCUGGCGUUGCCCCAGGGGGUCCGGCGGCGGACCUUCGCGCUGCGUGCCGAGGUCGAAGAUGGCUGCCGGCUGCAGGGUGAUCGAGUGGUCGAGCACCAUGGCGACGGUAGUGCUAGCGAGCUGUUCGGCGCUGCGGAUUUGCGGCUGGUCGGCCGGCACAACCUCGAGAACGCGAUGGCGGCUGCGCUGUUGGCCCGAGCGGUCGAGGCCGAGCCAGUGGCGAUCCGCGACGGUGUCGCUGCCUUUGCCGGUUUGCCGCACCGGCUGCAGUGGGUGGUGGAGCGUGACGGGGUGAGCUGGUUCGACGACUCCAAGGGCACCAAUCCCGGCGCCACCGCGCGUUCGCUGGAAGGCUUCGGCGAUGGCUCGAUACACCUGAUUCUCGGUGGCCGUAACAAGGGCGCCGACUUCAGCCAGCUGCGCGAUCUUGUGGUUCAGAAGGCACGCCGGGUGUAUCUGAUCGGUGAGGCGGCGAGCGAGCUCGAAGGCGCCCUCGGCGGGUCGGUCGAUGGGCCGGCGUUCGAAGCCGCGGGCACGCUCAAUCAGGCUGUGGCGUCGGCGUCUCGUCAUGCUGUCGCGGGCGAGGCGGUGGUGUUGUCGCCGGCUUGUGCCAGUUUCGACCAGUUCCGCAGCUUUGCCGAACGCGGCGAGGUCUAUCAGCGGCUGGUGCGCGAGUUCGGCGAGGGGGGUGGCGAUGGCACGUAA